Penicillium robsamsonii is the source of this 324-nucleotide messenger RNA. RefSeq lists its product as uncharacterized. NCBI's taxonomy places the organism in Eukaryota, Fungi, Ascomycota, Eurotiomycetes, Eurotiales, Aspergillaceae. The coding region runs from base 1 to 324 and encodes 107 amino acids. The record is from RefSeq and is a predicted model, not a curated record. The transcript has a single exon.
AUGAAUACAAUCGGAGUGUCACUGUUUCCCACUUUUCCGCCUUCACUUAUCGAACAGGUUGUCCUCUAUCCUGGCUUCUGCGUCCGCCGAAAUUUCCGCUGGGAAGAUCUCCCGAGAACUGUGAAGGUGUACUCAGAGAUGCGAUUGUUCGACGGCUCGGGCUGGUGUCCGACAGAAGGUGAAGAUGCAUACACUCGCCUGGGUGUUGCUCCGGGGAGGAGAGCUAUGGCGGUCGUGCGGCCUGACAGGUAUGUUGGGGCCAUGGCGGAAUUGGGGGAUGUGGGGACAGUAGCGUCGCACCUGGCGCGGUUUGUGAAAAGGUAG